UACAGUACCAAGACCAGUCUGGUAGUAGUGGGUUUUAUACAGUACCAAGACCAGUCUGGGAGUAGAUGUAGGUUUAUAUUCAGUACCAAGACCAGUCUGGUAGUAGUUUUUGGAAAAUGAUGGGCUCUUACUGAACUGAGACUUUAGACUGUAAAGAGAUGGGAAGCAUUCUGUCCAAGAGGAGAGAAGAGGGGGCUUCCCCUAAUGUCUUCAGGAAGUGGGAAAGAGAAAGAAAAGGAAAGAGAGAGGACGGGAACACAGAAGGGAGAGAAGGAAAAAGUCCUGUUGCCCCAAAACCAGCCUCCCUGAAGAGACAUGAGACAGCAGAGAGAGGAGAGAUGACAGACGGAGUGUCAGUGGAGAAAUAUCCCUUAACCAAAGAGAAACCAGGUGUAUUUGUGGACAGACACAGAGCUGAUCUCAUUCAGAGGGUUACCAUGGUGAUGCCUAUAGCAGAUGACCUGCUCCAGAGGGGAAUGAUCCAUAAAGAGAUGUACUCUAACAUCCAUGCUGCCCGGACCAGUCAGGACCAGAUGAGGGAGCUGUACAAAGUCUUAAACUCAGGGGGAGUUAAAGUCAAAUCAGCCUUCUACUGGAUCCUGCAGGAGAAAGAGACUUAUUUGGUCCAGGAGCUGGACAAUUGUGCCGAGAUCAGGAGCACCAGACAGAUCAAAGUAGAUAACAUCACACAGAGAGUUAAAGAGGAACAUAAAGCCAGUCUAAAGGAACAGUUUAGUUUUCUGUGUGAAGGCACGGCAGAGGAACAAACCCAACUCGAUAGCAUUUACACCCAGCUCUACAUCACCCAGGGAGAGAGUGACGGGGUUAAUAAACAACAUGAGGUUAGACAGAUUGAAAAUACAUACAGGAGAAGAAACACAUCAGACACUCCCAUCAACUGUAAUGACAUCUUCAAACCCUCACCUGGAGAGAAGAGUGAAGAGGAGAGACCCAUCAGAACCGUCAUGACAAAGGGCAUCGCUGGAAUCGGAAAAACAGUCUCAGUGCAGAAGUUCAUCCUGGACUGGGCAGAGGGAAGAGCCAAUCAGGAUUUGGAUUUUAUAUUUGUGCUUCCUUUUAGAGAGCUGAAUUUGAUUCAAGAUGAUCUAUACAGCCUGGAAGAUAUUUUGAAUUAUUUCCACCCUGAACUUAAAGAGUUAAAAAAUGCAAAGAAAUACAUUGAAUGUAAAGUAAUGUUCAUCUUUGAUGGUCUGGAUGAAAGCAGAUUACCAUUAGAUUUUAAUCACAACGGGAUGCUGAGUGAUCUUAAUGAGACAUCAUCAGUUGACAGGUUGAUGACAAAUCUCAUUAGUGGAAAACUGAUCCCCAAAGCUCUCAUAUGGAUAACCUCCCGACCAGCAGCAGCCAAUCAGAUCCCUCGUAAGCACAUCAGCAAGGUGACAGAAGUACGAGGGUUCAGUGACAAACAGAAAGAAGAAUACUUGGAGAAGAAAGUCAAGGAUGAAAACCUGGCCAGGAGAAUCAUCUCACACAUUAAGACAUCAAGAAGCCUCCACAUCAUGUGUCACAUACCAGUCUUCUGUUGGAUUACUGCCAGGGUUCUUCAGCACAUGAUGACUGAAGGAAAGAGUGGAGAUAUCACAACUCUGACUGAGAUGUACUCUCACCUCACACUCAUUCAGACAAAUCUGAAAAGCAUGAAGUAUAAUGUUCAACAUGACAGUGAUUUGGACAUAAUCAUAGAAAGAAACAAGGACAUAAUUAUCAAACUGGCACAGCUGGCAUUUAAACAGCUGCUAAAAGGCAAUGUCAUAUUCUAUAUGAAAGACCUGGAAGAGUGUGGGAUUGAUGUCAGUGAAGCCUUGGUGUAUUCUGGGUUUUGCACAGAAAUCCUGAAAGAAGAGUUUGGGUUGUAUAAGAAGAAGCUCUACUGCUUUGUUCACCUGAGCUUCCAGGAGUUCCUUGCUGCUCUGUAUGUUUUCCACUGCUGUGUGACCAAGAACAUCAAGGACCUGGAGUAUUUAAUUAAAGAUCUGUCUUCAGAACUGCCCUUUCAUGAGCUGCUGAAUAUGAUAGUGGAUAAAACAUUGGAGAGUGAGAAUGGACACCUGGACCUGUUCCUCCGCUUCCUUGUUGGCAUCACACUGGAGUCCAACCAGAGACUGUUACAAGGCCUACUGCCACAGACAGAGAUCAGCUCAGAGACUGUUGAUGAAAUAAAGAAAUACCUCAGGAAGCCGAAUGUAAAGCAAAUCUCACCUGACAGGUACAUCAAUCUACUCAUCUGCUUGACUGAGUUGAAAGAUGAAUCAGUACAGGAGGACAUUGACAAGUUCAUUAAGUCAGAAAGCCAAACAGGACCACAACUAUCAGGUACACACUUCUCAGCACUGGCCAACGCACUGCUGAUGUCAAAGGGUGUGCUGGAUGAGAUUGAUCUGAGGACAUACAACUGGUCACCUGGGUGUAUGAGACUGGUCCCAGCUGUCAGGAAAUGCAGAAAGGCAAUACUGGCUGGCUAUGAAUUAUCUAAGGAGGACUAUGAAUUACUGGUCUCCAUUCUCCAAUCAGAAGACUCACAUCUGAGAGAACUGCACCUGAAUGACAGAGAAUCUGUUGAUAGUAACAACGUCGAGGAUGAUGGUGAUGAUGAUGAUGAUGUGGAUGAUGGGGAGGAAGAGGGCCGUCUGACUGUUCUCUGUGCUGCUCUGAAACAUCCACACUGUAAACUGGAGACACUGAGACUGGGUAACUUCAGACUCUCUGAGGUCGACUGUAGAUCACUAGCAUCUGUUCUCCAAUCAGAAAACUCACCUCUGAGAGAACUGGACCUGAGGAACUGUAUGCUGUCUAAUGAUAGGAGUGAACUCUUUAGAGCUCUGAAAAAUACACACUGUAAACGCCAGAUUCUGAGGCUGAAUAGGUGCUGUCUGACAGAGAGAUGUUGUGAGGUGUUGGUCUCAGCUCUCAGCUCAAACUCCUCUCAUCUGAAAGAGUUGGACCUGAGUCACAAUGACCUGCAGGAUUCUGGGGUGAAGCUGCUCUCUGUGGGACUGAGACAUCAUUACUGUAAAGUGGAAAGACUGAGGCUGUCAUUCUGUAGAGUCACAGAGGAAGGCUGUGCUUCUCUGGCUUCAGCUCUGAGGUCAAAUCCCUCCCACCUGAGAGAACUGGACCUGAGCUUCAAUCACCCAGGAGACUCUGGAGUGAAGCUGCUCUCUGAUAGACUGGAGGAUCCUGACUGUAGACUGGAGAAACUCAAUGUGGACCAUAAUGAAGAGAUCUGGGUAAAACCAGAGCUGAUGAAGCAAUAUUACAGUCAUCUCACUCUGGACCCAAACACAGCAAACAGAAAACUCAUCCUGUCUGAGGGGAACAGAAGAGUGGAGAAGGUGAAAGAGGAGCAGCCGUAUCCUGAUCACCCAGACAGAUUUGACAGCAGGGGUCUGGUGCUGUGUGGAGAGGGUCUGACCGGACGCCGUUACUGGGAGGUGGAGAGGAGUCGGGGAGCUUUCAUAGCAGUGACAUAUAAAGGCCUCAAGAGAAAGAGAGUCUGUCGUACUUGUCUGUUCGGAUGGAACGACAAGUCCUGGAAUCUGAUGUGCAAUGAUCCACUACAUUACACAACCUCCCACAACAAGGAACAGACUGAUAUACCCGCUCCGUGUCUCAUGAACCCUCCUCUACCUCAGAGUGACCUGACCUCCUCUCCUCCAAUCAGAGUAGGAGUGUUUCUGGACUGGUCGGCCGGCACCCUGUCCUUCUAUGAGGUCCACUCUGACACAAUGACCCACCUGUACACAUUCCACACCACAUUCACUGAACCCGUCUACCCAGGGUUUGGGCUUUGGGAGGAGGGUGAUUCAGUGACCCUGUGUCAGGUAGAGUGAUAUUCUGUGUCCUGGAGGAACACCUGGGUCUCCAGAGUAACAUUCACACUGUAAUGGUUGUUGUUAAAAGUUUCUUGUUGAAAUUA
This is a messenger RNA of Esox lucius (northern pike), 3937 nucleotides long. RefSeq names its product NACHT, LRR and PYD domains-containing protein 12-like. The coding region runs from base 159 to 3851 and encodes 1230 amino acids. Gene Ontology annotation, biological process: regulation of apoptotic process; innate immune response; inflammatory response. Lineage: Eukaryota; Metazoa; Chordata; Actinopteri; Esociformes; Esocidae. Gene Ontology annotation, molecular function: protein binding. The record is from RefSeq and is a predicted model, not a curated record. The transcript has 10 exons.